Messenger RNA from Sarcophilus harrisii (Tasmanian devil), 3375 nucleotides. RefSeq names its product PBX/knotted 1 homeobox 1 (gene PKNOX1). Gene Ontology annotation, molecular function: RNA polymerase II cis-regulatory region sequence-specific DNA binding; DNA-binding transcription factor activity, RNA polymerase II-specific. The coding region runs from base 543 to 1802 and encodes 419 amino acids. Lineage: Eukaryota; Metazoa; Chordata; Mammalia; Dasyuromorphia; Dasyuridae. The record is from RefSeq and is a predicted model, not a curated record. Gene Ontology annotation, biological process: regulation of transcription by RNA polymerase II; angiogenesis. The transcript is spliced from 13 exons.
UCCCUCCCAGCCCGCCCCUUCCCCCAGAGUUCCCACCCCCUUCACGUAGACUCACGGGGUGGGAGGAGCCCUUUCUGUGAGGGCCCCGCCUCUUCUUUGAAUAUUGAUAAGGUGAGCGUCGGCGUAGCCCUCCUUCCAUUGAAUGAGGCUGUGUCGCGUGGCCCGGCGUCGGCGUGACGGUUGGACGCGGGUGCGGCACUGCGGGUCCCGAUUGCUGCAGCCGCUUGUCAGUGUGAUGAAGAUUGGCACCCAGGUUUCCUGUGUUUGCAUUUGAAUGAGUCUCCCCAGCUUGAAGCUUCUCAUCAGGAGUGCUUCGAAACCUUCUGUUGUGCGAAAGGUCCAUUUUUUACCUUGUAGGAUUAGCUGAGUUUUAUAAGAAUACAAUUGCUUUUGAUUUAAGAUGAUUUGAUGCCUUGUAAUAAAAGCUUCAUUAACCAUGAUGGCUACACAGACAUUAAAUAUAGACAGCUAUCAAGAUGGUCAACAAAUGGGGAACUAAGACUCAGAGAGGUUAAGUGAUAUGCCCAUGGCCAUUUCAUCUAAUGCAAGUAGUAACAGAGUUUAAAACUGAGAGGGAGCCAAACUGUUCUGACCCUGAUGCAGAAGGAGUGAGUCCUGCUCCUGUGGAAUCCCAGACACCAAUGGAUGCAGAUAAGCAGGCCAUUUAUAGACAUCCACUCUUUCCAUUAUUAGCAUUGUUGUUUGAAAAAUGUGAACAAUCUACACAAGGCUCAGAGGGCACGACUUCAGCCAGUUUUGAUGUAGAUAUUGAAAAUUUCGUUAGGAAGCAAGAAAAGGAAGGAAAACCUUUUUUUUGUGAAGAUCCAGAAACUGAUAAUUUGAUGGUAAAAGCAAUACAGGUUCUACGUAUACAUCUACUUGAACUUGAAAAGGUUAAUGAACUCUGCAAAGAUUUUUGCAGUCGCUAUAUUGCUUGUCUGAAAACUAAAAUGAACAGUGAAACUCUGUUGAGUGGAGAACCAGGAAGUCCUUAUUCCCCUGUGCAGCCCCAGCAAAUUCAAAGUGCCAUCACAGGCACACUCAGUCCCCAAGGAAUAGUGGUGCCAGCAUCAGCAUUACAACAAGGAAAUGUAACUAUGGCAACAGUGGCAGGUGGAACAGUAUAUCAGCCUGUUACAGUAGUUACUCCACAAGGUCAAGUUGUGACACAGGCACUGUCACCUGGAACCAUUAGGAUCCAAAAUUCACAGCUUCAGUUACAGUUAAACCAAGAUCUCAGCAUCUUACAUCAAGAGGAUGGCUCAUCUAAGAAUAAAAGGGGAGUUCUACCAAAACAUGCUACAAAUGUUAUGAGAUCUUGGCUCUUUCAGCAUAUAGGGCAUCCCUAUCCAACAGAAGAUGAGAAAAAGCAGAUUGCAGCUCAGACCAACUUGACACUACUCCAAGUUAACAAUUGGUUUAUCAAUGCCAGAAGACGAAUUCUCCAGCCAAUGUUGGAUUCCAGCUGUUCAGAAACUCCAAAAACAAAGAAAAAAACAGCUCAGAAUAGACCAGUUCAGAGAUUCUGGCCUGACUCGAUUGCAUCAGGGGUUGCUCAACAACCACCUAAUGAACUCACUAUGUCAGAAGGAGCGGUUGUGACCAUUACUGCACCAGUUAAUAUGAAUGUGGACAGCCUCCAAUCUCUGUCAUCUGAUGGUGCUACAUUAGCAGUGCAACAAGUCAUGAUGGGAGGACAGAGUGAAGAUGAAUCUGUGGAUAGCACUGAAGAUGAUGGAGGAGAACUCACAGCAACGAAUAUUAGUGGCCUGGUAUUGGAUAACAGUGAUUCUCUGCAAUAGGAAGCCAGAGAAUGUGACCAUAGUUAGAGGGAAAAAAUGGACUUGACUGACUUUUUAUAGUUUGCACAGCAAACAUUUUACACAAGUUUUAUUUCUAAUGUUUUAUAUGUAGAUAUAGAAGGGUGCACUUUUUGUAUUUCAAGUAAGCUUAAACAGUCUUUGCAGGUACAGCAACUUCUUUCAAAUGUGUGUGUGGUUUUUUUUUUGUUUGUUUGUUUUGGGGGGGUUUGAAUUUUUCUUUAAAGGUUUAACUCUAAUAUAAUGAAUGACAAACAUCCCUUGAGUCCCUUUAUUAUAUCAAUGGAAAGUGCUACCAUUUUCUAAAGAAUUAUGCUGUUUUAAUUUUUCUGUCUACUUUAAAGCAGAUUCUCAAUGGGCUAAUUUAAAUCUAUAGCCAGUGAAAUUGGAUUAUUACAUUAGGCCCAACUAUUUAAAAGAAGCUUUUGCACCUUAAAACUGCCAGGAUGAGGUGAACAGCAACAUACCAGUAUAAAAGAAGUAUGAUUAAGCUGUGUUUGUAUGGAAUUUUAAAAUAAGCUUAAUUUCUCUCAUUCAGUGAGCCUGUUUCAUUUGUUAUUUAAAAAAAAAAAAAAAGAAAAAACCCUCCUAUAUUUACUUUGUUGGAAUUAUUGGAUAAACACUAUUUUUAUAAAUUGGUUACUAAUUGGGAUUAUGGUUAUAUUGAACAUAACUUCUAGAAAAUAAUACUUAUUUAGUAUUUCAAAAUGGAAGUUUCUAAACUGACCAGGUUUAAUGAACCUGCCAAAAGUUAGUAUUCCAUGGUUCUCAGAGUAUAUCUCAGAUGUAUCCCAGAAUAAUAAUUUACAUUUAGUAAUGAAGCAAAAAACAGCAACUAUUUAGUGAAAUUUUUAGUAUCUUCAAAUACUAGUUUAUGUGUUACGGCCAGAUUAAUUUCACACUUGAUCUAAACCUAUCUAAAGAUAUUUGCUAAGUAUAUAUUUAAGUAAAUUAAAUGAAAAUGGUGCCCAAUAAUUGAUCUUAAAUAACCCAGUGUCCAUAUUUUUUCUCAUUUAAAUAAUUUUUAUUAGUUUUCUGUCACAUUAACCAUGUUGUUGCUUUGGAGUUUAAAAAAAACAACAACAAUGCCAUGUAAAAUAUGUGACAUUCUCUUCAGAUAGUUCAGGACACUAGGAUAAAUAGCGAACAAUUUCCUGCAAGUGAUUUUAAAAUAUUCUUAAACUAGUGAUAAAAAAUUAAUUUCAUUGUAAUUAUGGUUUGAUGAUAUAUUUUCCUUCCAGUCAUCUUUCAUUUUUGGUGGUUGUUCAUGUGCAAUUAUUUGGUUUUGAUCCUGAAAAUCAACAUUUCUUCAUUAUAUCUUGUUUUAAACAUGACUUAUAGAUACUGUCAACUAUUUUGAAGUCUCAAAAUCAUUUUCCUCUCAUGAUCUUAUGGUAAUGCUGGAUUUGGAAUAAUACUAGAGCUUUCAAUUUCUGAGUUGACAUGUAACUAAUGAAAAGAAAAAAAAUGUUUAUUCUUUUUUCUCCCAACAACCCAACCUAUUUCAUAGUGCAAAAAGACAUUCUUUAAAUGAUUUAAAAAAAAAAAAAAAAAA